AUGUCAUAUUUGUAUGGAAGCCAAGUGCCCUUGCCAGAACUUCUUCCGCCGCAAUCUGCCCAGCCACACCAAUCAUUAUUUGGAGGCCCAAGCAGUGAUGUCCUACAACCUUCUUCUCAACCAGAACCACCAAGGAGUUCUCUUUUUGGUGACCCCAUUAAUCAAGAUGCCCCUCUAGAGCCUCUUUCUGAAGCAGAUCUCAUGGAUGAGGAGCUAGAUCAAAAUGAAUUUGACACAAUGCGAGAACCGCCCUUGGCGUUCCAGGAUGACUCUGAAGACGAAAGCUAUGAAGGCAAUAAUCGUGGCAGAAGUCGCAUACGCUCAAAAGGGCCACGGGAGCCCCAACACGAUCCAAUUUACUACGUAGUUGACCGAGGUCUUGACCUGCCACCUGGAGUUGAGCGUCCCAAUCUGUUUGAUGGACACGCCAAUUCGUGGAGAAACUACAAUGCCGAUGAAAUCGGAGCCUAUAAUGCAAUGGUUACCCACCGAACCAGAGAUUUAGCGGCUCACCUUUACAAUGCCCACGCGAUUCGCAGGCGAGCGCGGGACAGUGCUCGGAAGAACCCUGGGGUCAUUGACAAAGCACCACUCCGUGUGAACAAGCGAUGGGCUGCAUGGCCUGUUCAUGCGGCCACAGUUCCCCGAUCCAACGAGGUGAUUCAGAGGAGAAUGGACGCCCCUGAUAUUUUUCAAAUGGAACCUGAUUCCCGACCCAGUGGAGAAUUGGAAGAAUGCAUCACAGCGUUCAUAUUGAAGACUUCCAAGGAGACCUUCCAAGCCCGAGAGUUGAAUUUCGAGGAAAUUGAAGAUAACCCCCGGAAUAAGAUGCUCGACGGGGAUGAAUUGAUGGACGACGAAUUGGAGAAAAAGGAGGAGGACGAAGAAGAAGAGCCAAUUGAUACAAGAAUCCUCCGGCCGACCGUCCUCCUCGACGAGGACAAAUCUAUUCGCCAAUUACGUCCGCUAGCCCGCAAUGUGAUAUCACAAGUAGAUCGCCUGCUAUACGGACUUCAUUGCGCCAUAAAGGGUCGCAAGUUCGAGGAAGAUUCUGGUGAUGAGCAAUGGAGUGAUUCAGAUGAAGAAGACUAUCUGACUCGAGAGAGCCACAAGAGCAGAAGCAGAAGUCGAUCACGUGGUCGAAGAAGUGCUCGACGGGAGUCUCAGGAACGGGACUUAUCACGCCGUUCCAACAGUGCACGCAUGUCCACUGGACUAGAGACGGAAGAUGAAAACUUGCCAGAUGUUUCCCAAACCCGAGCGCAAUCUCGCGACUCCUCUGUUGGCCACGAUAACAACCAACACAUCAAGGGCCGACUCAAACUCCGAGACUGGAGUGAAGUUAUGGGAUUGGCAUCAAUGAUGGGCCUUCCCACCCCUGCUGUUAUGCGCGCAUCAAAGCGAUGCGCCGACCUUUUUGGCGAGGAUAUGGAAUUCCGAAUAAUGCCUGAAGGCAGGGUAAAAAAGAGGAGCAAGGCAGGUGCUCGAGAAGAAUACGCCUACACCGAAAGCGAGAGCGAGAUCGACUCGACACCACCAAGUCCUCGGCUAAUCCCUCCGCCAACCCCCCAGCCAAAUCGCAGGCAGAUCACCAAACCUAAGCUUGAACAGAAAGCCACGGUGAAGAUACCCAAAGCCAAAGCGGCGAUACCCAAACCGAACCCCAAAUCAAAGAUUCCUAAAUCCAACACGAGGAUAGCAGGCCAGCGACGCUCGAAGACACACAAGAGUCCUGCAAUCGUUCCUCCCUCCGCAUCCCCGUCCCCAGCCCCGGAGGAGCCGACAAAUCCAGUGGCGGAACCUACUGUAGACACAGAACAAGCCGCCGACCAAGAACAAAAGACGGCUAAACCGGGCGUUGGAAAGGGUCCUCAUCGGAAAGUGGAUAUCCUCUGUCCUGUCAGGACUUGCACUCGGCAUACGAAUGGGUUUUCACGGAAAUGGAACCUGAACCAGCAUUUGAAAAAGGCGCAUGGUAUACAUGUUGCUCCUGGGAAUGAAGCCUCGAUUGAGCAGGAUGAUCCGGUUAUCGUACUCGAAUAG
Molecule: messenger RNA, 2043 nt
Organism: Penicillium hordei
Lineage: Eukaryota; Fungi; Ascomycota; Eurotiomycetes; Eurotiales; Aspergillaceae
Exons: 1
Coding region: 1-2043 (680 amino acids)
Source: RefSeq, a predicted model, not a curated record